Molecule: messenger RNA, 3747 nt
Organism: Eupeodes corollae
Lineage: Eukaryota; Metazoa; Arthropoda; Insecta; Diptera; Syrphidae
Product: beta-1,3-galactosyltransferase 1-like
Exons: 6
Coding region: 292-1677 (461 amino acids)
Cellular component (GO): membrane
Molecular function (GO): hexosyltransferase activity
Source: RefSeq, a predicted model, not a curated record
CCAACAUCAACACUAAGGAAACUUUUCGCACCUGACAUUUCAUCAAUAUUUUUCUUUGCAAAAAAAAAAUGCGAAAGCAAAUGCAGAAAUUCAUUCGGAAUCGUUCGGUGUCGGAUCUACUGCGCACAUUCUUUUCGGGGUGGCAAUACUGAUUACAAACAUGAUUUCGAAUCGAAAAAGUAGAAUCCAAUAAUACAAAAAAAAAAACAAAAGUUAUUCAACCAACCACCCUUUCUACCUGAACCGCACAAAAAUAUACUCAGCACAAACAAAAGUAUUUCUCAAAAAAUAAUGACAUAUUUUAAGUACAAGGCCGACAGACGACCUCUGCUCUCGGCGGCCGAAGAUGAAGAGGACUUUAAGCGACUGGACGAUGACGACCAUGAGCAUGACAAUUCGGAAGUGGAACUGGUGUCGGUGUCGGCGGCAGCGGCUAAACAACGCCAUCAGAUUCAUAGGGGUGCUCGCAAAUUAACACGUUUUGUAAUGGUGUCAUUUGCAUUUUUGUCAUUUUUCCUCCUUAUUUAUAUAGCGAUAUGUAAUAGUGUAAUAAAUCGAAGAGUGGCAUUGCCUGGCUGGGGAUAUAAUACAUCUCGGAAUACCGCUGAUUAUGUCCUCCCUGACGAGGAUACGGAUUUGAUAAAACCUCAGCAUAUUUGCGAGAAUAAAUUCUUUUUGUUAAUCGUGGUGUGUUCUGCCUUGAAUAACUUUGAAGCUAGACAAAACAUACGUGAAACAUGGGGAAAUGCAUCGGAAUUCAACUACAGUAUGUUUGGAACGAUGCAUGCUGAUAUGAGUGGUCAUUAUUUAGACAAGAAAACUGAGAGCUUCAACCGUUACAAAGAAUAUUUCAAUGAAACUUCCAAUUAUGGGAAUCCAGUGAGAGUGGUAUUCCUUAUCGGACGCAGUGAAUCCGAACAACAUCUGGGCAAUGAAAGCAAAGUCCGUCUCAAACAAGAAGCCGAUCAAUACGAUGAUCUCAUCCAAGAGAACUUCAUCGAUACGUACAACAAUCUAACUGUGAAAUCAGUGAUGAUGCUCAAAUGGGUAAAUAAACAUUGUAGUGAUAAGAGUAAGUUUCUCAUGAAAUGCGACGACGACACAUUUGUAAAUGUUCCCAAUUUACUACACUAUCUCCUUGGCGGUACAAUUCCCAUUUACAAUGCCACCGUUCAAUAUCACGAUGUUGUAUCGUAUAAAGUUAUGUCGCCAGUGAAUCGUUUGCAUUUGCUGCAGAAUUUCCUCAUUGGUUAUAUGUUUUGUUUUGUGAAGCCAGUGGCAAAUAUCAGCAGCAAAUGGUAUGCUCCAUUCUACAUGUAUCCCGGUGACACUUAUCCCAAAUACCUAUCAGGUGCUAGUUAUCUCAUGUCCAGUGAUGUUAUUGGUCGGCUCUAUGAUGCCGCUUUGAAUACAUCUUUGUUUCAUUUGGAAGAUGUCUAUAUAACUGGCAUCUGUGCCGAACACAUCAACUUGCCGCGGCAUCAUAAUUCAUUGUUUUGUUUUGAUCAUUCGAAAAAUGUGUGCAGUUUCAAAGGAACCAUUACUCAGCAUUAUGUCAAAGGUGAUUCGAUGAGAGAGGCGUAUGCUUUUGUUAUGAAUACCACAAACAAAUGUCCGCCACCAGAUAAGUACUUCAAGACUAAUAGAUUGCGAAAACGUGCUAAGAAUUGCAAUUAAUUUUUGUUUGUCUUUUAUUUUUAAAUAAUUAUUAUUUUUUGUUUUUGUUUGCCUGUGUUUGAAACAGAGCCCUCCUUCUUUUUUUUUAGUUUAAAAAAUUAAUUUUAAAAGAAAAAGUAUAUAUGAAAAGUCGUGUUCUUUGUUGCCCUAUGAGGGACGACGAGUAUAUAAAAAAAGGCUGAAUGAGCAUUCUGUUGUUGGUGUUUAACUUUUGAAUCAAAAAUCACUAAAAUUAAGUCAGUGGCAAUUUGAUUGCAUACUGAAACUAUUAGACAUUUAAAGUAGCUUAUAAUUCGGAAGAGUGAUGAUGGUAAAAAAUCACUUUUAAGUUUGCAUUUUUUCGACUUUGUUAAACCAGUUUUUUUUCUUAGCUCGCAUUUUAUUGAUAAUUCUAUCAUAUUUCUCUUGCUUAAAAUAUUUCUCUUAUUUAAUCAUUACUUACUACUUUCUUUCUAACUUUUCUUUUAGAUCUCUUUUAGAGAGACUGUUAAGUUUUUUAAACAAAAUUUCAACGAGUCUCGAAUAGCUUUCAAUCAAAAAAAUGCUCUAGAGCUACGGUAAUAUUUCCUGAACAUUUUUUUGAAAUAAUUCUGAAAAAAAAGUAUUGAUCUCACUCAUAAAUCAUACUCCUCUUCCAAUAAACUUUAUUUUAUUUAUCAUAACUCAAGUCAAUGUGCCAGUCUACUAAAGUUGUUAAAAGCCAUGGCUAUGUUUUUUUCAGGAACUGCCUCUGAAAAUAAACACCGAUAUAAGACCCAGACGCAGUUCCUUUGAAAAGUUUAUCUUUAAACCACUCUUAAACUUUAGAAAAUGAUUUCAAAACUAAACCAAAGUUAAAUAUUUAUAUUGUUACAUGACUUGUUUAUCUGCAAGAGUUUUCAAAAGACUCUGUUCUAUAAUAACUCAACAACCGAAUGCUCAUAGUUUUGCGCUUAAAUCGCCCUUUAAGCUAGACAUGUACGAAAGCUAUAAGAAAGAUUUACAUUUAAAUACUCUAGCAAAGCGUGAUAAGACGUCCCAUUCCCACCACUUUAAUUCUAGAUUAUUUAUCUUGUAGUUCAGUUUAAAUUAAACAAAACAAAAAAAUUAAUUCAAUAGGAAACAUAUAUAAAAAAUAACUAUUAUUAUUAAAACAAAAAUAGAAACAAAAUAAACGAAUAAAAAUAAAAUUAUAAUCGAGACAAAAUAAGUAGAUGUGCCUUGUUAGAAUGAGAGAGCUAUCGUCAUCUAUGUAAAUUAAAUUCAUUUAUUUCAAUCCACUUUGUAAAACAUUAAAACUACCCUCAACUCAACUUAACUCCACAUAACUCAACAACAAUAACAACAAACAUUGUUUUUAAGUUUACAUAAACAUACUACAUCCUUAAGCAAGCAAAAGUGGAUCAAAAUCAAACUAGCAAAGAGAAAAACAAUUAUAAUUUAGAACUAAUAAAUAAAACCAAGAAUACCGUGUGUACAUAUUAUUUUGAAAAAAAUACAUAAAGUAACAUUAAUUAAACAUUUUAAUUUAAGAUUAUAUUUUUUCGCACUGAUUUGUUAUGUUUUUUUUUCUUUUUCUUAUCUUCUUUUCUUUAUUUUCUUUAAGUUUAGUGCUAAUUAAAAUAAAAAUUGUGAUUUUAUUUAGAAAAUAAAGUAUUGUUUAAUUAAGUAUUUAAGUUCUUUCUUUUUUGUUUUAUUUUUAGUUUUCUUUUAAUAUUUAAUUUUAAAAUAAAAAAAAUAGUAAAUAUUUUUUUAAAAAUUAUCCUCGCAAAAAUAUUGAUUUAGUGGUAGUUAAGUUAUACAUAUUACAAUAUAUUCUUUUUGUUUUACAUUUUACAUUGAUUAAAUUCUUUUGUUUCAAAUAUUGAUGAAUUUGAUGAUCCUUGCUUUUGGGAGUGCCAAUAAAGUUAUAUACAUAUAAGUCUUCUUAUGCUAAACAAAAUAUUGAAGAUAGAAAACAGAUUUUAUUGUAGUUUAAGCACGAUGAUUUUACAUUGUAUAUUACAGUUAUGUAUGUAUUUAGUCUUCAUUUUUUUAAACAAUCAAUUAGAUACUAAAAGUAUGAUGAAAAUAAAAAUAUUUAAACUUAAA